AUGAGGGACCCUCGUGCAGUGGCUGUCAGCACGUACUUCUACAUCAAAAGAAGCCCAAUACACUUGCAUCACCCAUCCAGGGGCAAGUCUUUGGACGAGGCCGUGGUGGUGAUACUUCCGCAAAUCUGCCAGUUCACCACGAUUCGACACAUCUUGUUCGAUGGGCAAUUGUCAGACAGAAGUGAAAUAUUCUGGUACGAAGAUGCCAUGAGAGACCCGCUUGGCUGGUACAACCGAUGGGCAUCGCUCGCGGGCUUUACGCUACCCGCAAGAUGGAUCAAAGAUAUCCAGGCGAGCCUGACAGAGGCGGCGGAGAACGAUAGGAAGCGCGAACCUCACCCUGGAGGACAAGUUGUGUCCUCAGACAGAACCUGGGAGGACGAGGUAUCUCCGGAGACACGCCUAGAGAUGAACUCCAUUCUUCGAACGUGGCUGCCAGGGGUACUUCUGGCGCGAUUUGAUGUACCUGCUUCAGAAACUUCGUAACACAUUCCGUUUGUCUGUAGAGGUUACCAACCUAUUGAAACAGGAAAAGACAAGGAGAGGCACGGCCCGGAAAGGGUGUAGAGAUGCACCGCAGCGAAUUCACGACACUCCCUGCAGAUUGUAGCGCAUGGCAUGUGCCGAGGCCGUUGUCAGCAUCAUCGGUGUAUUGCUGGGCGCUGCAAGGCGCUGCAAGUGGUCGUGGGGUUGAAGCUCAGCAAGAAGACUGCCCUGUUAUGGUAGAAAGUGUAUGUCGGAUGUGUGCGAUGUUGUAUAUGUUCGGUGGUAGGACGGCUGUGUGUAAUCAUCACUCUUGCCCCGACGGAGGAGGUACAUGAUAUUAUACGCUUUACAGCAGAAGUCUGUACGACGCGCACAAAUUGGUUUUCGUAUGCGUUGAGCUUUGUUUCCCGCAGUAUUGGUGAUUAUUUGCCCUAACUACUGCAAUCCAAUGCGACAUUUCGUCGUGUGAAAGUACCGGUUGGGAAGAUUGCCAUCUGCAGCAACAGGGUGCACCUUUUGCCACGCUUGUACAACAUAUGGCGGUGGUGUAGAGCAUUAAGCUACAGAACGAUCACAAAUCUAAAUGAUUGAUCUUUGCCUCAUCG
Messenger RNA from Ectocarpus siliculosus, 1091 nucleotides. The record is from the annotation of a GenBank genome assembly. NCBI's taxonomy places the organism in Eukaryota, Phaeophyceae, Ectocarpales, Ectocarpaceae.